Apodemus sylvaticus (European woodmouse) is the source of this 2133-nucleotide messenger RNA. RefSeq names its product zinc finger protein 431-like. Gene Ontology annotation, biological process: negative regulation of transcription by RNA polymerase II. The record is from RefSeq and is a predicted model, not a curated record. NCBI's taxonomy places the organism in Eukaryota, Metazoa, Chordata, Mammalia, Rodentia, Muridae. Gene Ontology annotation, molecular function: DNA-binding transcription repressor activity, RNA polymerase II-specific. Bases 1 to 2133 code for a protein of 710 amino acids. The transcript has 4 exons.
AUGGAUAUGGAAGCUAUCCAGCCUGAUGCCAGGCGAGGAAGGUGUAUACUCUCCUAUGAAGAUGUGCACGUGAACUUCACACAGGAAGAGUGGGCUUUGCUGGAUCCUUCCCAGAAGAAUCUGUACAAAGAUGUGAUGCUAGAGACCUAUGGGAAUCUUACAGCUAUAGGCUACGUUUGGGAAGAUCAUAAUACUGAAGAACACUUUCAAAGAUCUAGAAGAUAUGAAAGGCAUGAAAGAAGUCAUACUGAAGAGCAAGCCUCUGAGAUUUUUCAGUGUGGGCAAGCCUUUUCAUUUCAGAGUCAUAACCUAAGACAAGAAAGAAUUCAUACUGGAGAGAAACCCUAUGAAGGUGUCCAACAUUUUGAAGCCUUUGCAUAUCACAGAAGUCUCCAAGUACAUAAAACAAGAGUUGAUGGAGAGAAAACCUAUGAGUGUAACCAAUGUGGUAAAGAUUUCGUAUCUUACAGCUAUCUUCAAACCCAUCAAAGAGUACAUACUGGACGGAAAGGUUUUGAAUGUAACCACUGUGGUAAAGCCUUUUCAAAAAACAGUAAUCUCCAAAGACAUAAAAGAACACAUACUGGAGAGAAGCGUUAUGAAUGUAGCCAAUGUGGCAAACACUUCUCAUAUCCAUAUGGUUUGUUAUAUCACAAAAGUUUACACACAGGAGAGAAACCCCAUGUGUGUCAUCAGUGUGGUAAAGCCUUUAAAGUUAAAAGUCAUCUUCAAAUACAUAGAAGAGCACAUACUGGAGAGAAACCUUUUGAAUGUAACCAAUGUGGUAAAGCCUUUUCACAAAAUAGUAGUCUUCUAACACAUAAAAGAAUACAUACUGGACAGAAACCUUUUCAGUGUAACCAAUGUGGUAAAGCCUUUGCAAGAAACUAUCAUCUCCUAACACAUACAGUAAUACAUACUGGAGAGAAACCUUUUGAAUGUAACCAAUGUGGUAAAGCCUUUUCACAAAAUAGUAGUCUUCUAACACUUAAAAGAAUACAUACUGGACAGAAACCUUUUCAGUGUAACCAAUGUGGUAAAGCCUUUGCAAGAAACGAUCAUCUCCUAACACAUACAGUAAUACAUACUGGAGAGAAACCUUUUGAAUGUAACCAAUGUGGUAAAGCCUUUGCACAAAAUAGUACUCUUCUAACACAUAAAAAAGUACAUACUGGAGAGAAACCUUUUGAAUGUAACCAAUGUGAUAAAGCCUUUACAAAUAUUGGUAAUCUUCUAACACAUAAAAGAAUACAUACUGGAGAGAAACCUUUUGAAUGUAACCAGUGUGAUAAAGCCUUUACAAAUAUUGGUAAUCUUCUAACACAUAAAAGAAUACAUACUGGAGAGAAACCUUUUGAAUGUAACCAGUGUGAUAAAGCCUUUACAAAUAUUGGUAAUCUUCUAACACAUAAAAGAAUACAUACUGGAGAGAAACCUUUUGAAUGUAACCAAUGUGGUAAAGCCUUUACACAAAGUAGUAAUCUUCUAAAACAUAAAAAAAUACAUACUGGAGAGAAACCUUUUCAGUGUAACCAAUGUGGUAAAGCCUUUGCAAGAGACUAUAAUCUCCUAACACAUAAAAGCACACACACUGGAGAGAAACCUUUCAACUGUAACCAAUGUGGUAAAGCCUUUGCAAGAAACUGUCAUCUGCUAACACAUAAAAGAACACAUACUGGAGAGAAACCUUUUGAAUGUAACCAAUGUAGUAAAGCCUUUACACAAAGUAGUAGUCUUCUAAAUCAUAAAAAAAUACAUACUGGAGAGAAACCUUUUCAGUGUAACCAAUGUGAUAAAGCCUUUUCAAGAAACUAUCAUCUCCUAAGACAUAAAAGAAUACAUACUGGAGAGAAACCUUUUGAAUGUAACCAAUGUGGUAAAGCCUUUGCACAAAAUAGUACUCUUAUAACACAUAAAAGAAUACAUACUGGAGAGAAACCUUUUGAAUGUAACCAGUGUGGUAAAGCCUUUGCACAAAACUGUGAGCUCCAAAUACAUAAAAGAAAACAUACUGGAGAGAAACCCUAUGAAUGUCAUGAAUGUGGCAAAACUUUUUCAAGUCCUUCUGGAUUCACAUAUCAUAACAGAAGACAUAGUUCAUACAAGAGAGAAAUCUUUUCCAUGAGCCCAUGA